AUGCCUUCUCUUCAGCUUCUACAGUUAACUGAACGUGGUCGGGGCCUUUUGGCCUCGAGGAGGAAAACGCUACUUCUUGCAACUGGCAUCAUUGUUGCCGGUGGAACUGCUGCUGCAUACAUGCAAUCACGAAAUAGGUGUAGAAGUCAGAAUUCUUUGGGUCACUGCAAUGGAACCAAAGACAAUGAUGUAGAAUCAAACAAUUUGAUUGGAAAGGAUAAUAACGUAACAAAGAGUAGGAAAAAGAGAGGAAGUUUGAGGUCUCUCCAAGUUUUGGCUGCUAUUCUUUUAUCUCGCUUGGGUCGAAUGGGUGCAAUAGAUAUUUUGUCUUUGGUGGCUAUAGCGGUUUCACGGACUGCUGUUAGCAACAGAUUAGCUAAAGUCCAAGGAUUCCUUUUUCGUGCUGCUUUUCUCCGACGUGUACCAGCUUUUUUCCGUCUUAUUCUUGAAAAUAUUUUACUUUGUUUCCUCCAGUCAACUUUGCAUUCUACCUCAAAAUAUAUAACAGGCACCUUAAGUUUACGGUUCAGGAAAAUAUUGACGAAGCUUAUCCAUACACAAUAUUUUCAGGUAAUUGUUAACGCUCUUUUUGCUGGAAGAUCACUCCAAUUCCUUGAUCUAAUUGUUUGCUAA
Fraxinus pennsylvanica is the source of this 633-nucleotide messenger RNA. Lineage: Eukaryota; Viridiplantae; Streptophyta; Magnoliopsida; Lamiales; Oleaceae. The record is from the annotation of a GenBank genome assembly.